AUGGAGGACAUUGCCAUCAUUGGCAUGGCCUGUCGAUUCCCCGGCAAUGCGACCUCACCGGAGAAGCUGUGGGAGAUGAUGGUCCAAAAAAAGUCGGCGUGGUCAGAGUUUCCCGGGAACCGCCUCAAUAUUGACGGAUAUUAUCAUCCGAGUGGCGACCGCCAGGGCAGUAUCUCUUUUCGAGGCGCCCACUUCAUCAAGGACGACAUUGCAGCUUUUGACGCAUCUGUAACUGGUCUUCGCAUGGAAGAUCUCAGGGGCAGCCCUACAGCCGUCUACGUUGGCUCGUUCGUGAAGGACUACGAGCAGAUUUGUCUGCGUGAUAUGGAUUGGCAGCCUCAGUAUGCCGCUACAGGCACUGGAAAUGCCCUAAUGUCCAACCGCGUGUCCUACACGUACGACUUCAAAGGACCAAGCAUGACGAUUGACACCGGAUGCAGUGGAAGCCUCGUGGCCGUCCACCUGGCCGCUCAAGCUCUUCGAGCCGGCGAUUGUUCUAUAGCUCUCGCUGCGGGCGCUGGUCUCAUAUUCACACCCAAUACCAUGAUGCCCAUGACGGCACUCAACUUCCUCAGCCCGGACGGCAAGUGUUUCGCCUUUGAUUCCCGCGCCAAUGGCUAUGGCCGUGGCGAGGGCAUCGGUUUUGUCGUCCUCAAAAAGAUAUCGGAUGCAGUCCGAGACAAUGACACCAUCCGAGCUAUAAUCCGUGGCACCCAUGUGAACCAAGACGGCUUGACCCCCGGUAUCACGCUUCCGAGCAAGGAGGCUCAGGUGGCCAACAUCCGCUCCCUUUACUCGAAACAUAAUCUGGACAUGAAGCAAACCGCUUUCGUUGAAUGCCACGGUACUGGAACCCAAGCCGGAGACUUUCGCGAACUCAAGGCCAUUUCCGAGACAUUUGGCGAUGCAAGAACAACCGAGAAUCCAGUCUUUGUAGGCUCGGUCAAGACAAACAUUGGCCAUCUUGAAGGUGCAGCCGGAGUCGCGGGGCUCAUCAAAGGCGUCCUCACUACCGAGAAGGGCCGGAUCCCGCCAAACAUCAACUUUGAGCACGGAAAUCCUGAAAUCGACUUCGAGAACUGGAAAGUCAAGGUACCUACGGACCUGACAGAGUGGCCAGUCAAUGGUCCUCGAAGAACCAGCGUCAACUGCUUUGGCUUCGGCGGCACUAACGCGCACGCCGUGCUCGAUGAACCUGCUGCUUAUCUCGCAGAGCGCGGUAUCUUAGCCAACCAUAACUCCGUUCAUGACAACAACACACAAACCCUGCAGAAUAAAGAUGGUUCCGAGGGGUAUGCAACUCCAAAGCUCUUUGUGUUCUCCUCCAACGAGCGCAAGGGUGUUUCUCGUCUAAUGGACACUCACCUCGAACACAUCACUAGCCUCACGAACUUGACUGAGGCUGAGGCUGACAACUACGCUUACACCCUGGGAUGCCGUCGUUCAACCAUGGAUUGGAAAGGUUUUGCUGUAGCGAAUUCUUUCCAAGAUCUCACGGCGAAGCUAUUUUCAACGGACGAGAUGAGCUUUCUUCGAUCCAGUCGUGAGAGCAAGCCGAAGCUUGGUUUCGUCUUUUGCGGUCAAGGGGCACAGUGGGCUCAGAUGAGCCGAGAACUCUUAGUUUUUGAUGUCUUCAGAGAGAGCAUCACGGCAGCUUCAGACUACCUCAAGUCUCUCGGAAGCAAGUUUGAUCUCUUUGAGGAGGUCAUGAAGACCAAGGAAGAGUCAUGCAUUCAAGACCCCCAGAUUUCGCAGCCGUCAACGACUGCAGUGCAGGUGGCGCUUGUCGACCUGCUGCGGUCUUUCAACAUCACCCCCAGCAGCGUCGUGGGGCACUCCUCGGGAGAGAUUGCUGCUGCAUACGCAUCGACCGCCAUCACCAGCGAGGCAGCCUGGGCGCUUGCGUAUCAUCGUGGACAGAGCGCUUCUUUUCUCAAGACCGUCGCCCCACGUCUUAAGGGCGCAAUGUGUGCUGCCAGAAUGACAAGCUCCGAAGCCAACCAAUACCUCGAGAACCGCGACGGGGGCAGUGAUCUCCAGAUUGCAUGCAUCAAUAGCCCCCAGUCAGUCACCAUCUCCGGCGACCGCAGUGAUGUUCUCCAUAUGCGAGAUGAGCUCAAGUCCCGCCAAGUCCUAUGCAAGAUUCUGGAUGUCGACAUCGCCUACCACUCGAGGCACAUGAGAUUGAUCGAGGACAGUUACAUGGACUCCAUUAAGUCUAUCCUACCAGAAGGCGUUACCGAGAACAUUCCCUUCUUCUCGUCCGUUUACGGAGAACUGCUCCCGCAAGAACAGCUUAAUCCUUCGUACUGGGCGGACAACCUGGUUUCUACAGUGCAGUUCGCCUCUGCCGUGAAAGCCAUGAUGGGUGCGGAUAGUCGACCAGAUGUUCUGAUUGAGCUGAGCCCCAAAGCAACUCUGAAAUCGGCGCUCCUAGAGAUCAUCUCUGAGCACAGUCCUGGAUUUGAGCCGGCGUAUCUUCCACUCAUUCUGCGAGACAAGGACUCCGCAAUCACCACGUUUCAGGCCAUUGGUGAGAUCUGGGCUCGAGGUCACCCGGUUGAUAUGCUCAAGGUCGUCUCCAAGGGUGCCGACGCACAACCUUGUAAAACGCUCGUCGACUUGCCUUCUUACCCCUGGAAUCACUCAAAAACGUUCUGGCACGAGUCCCACACGUGCACUGAGCAUCGCUUUCGGAAAUUUGGCCGUCUGGACCUGAUCGGGUCCCCUUCUCCGGAUGCCACCACUUUCGAGCCCAGAUGGAGGGGGUUCUUCCGCAUCUCGGAAAACCCUUGGAUCCAGGAUCAUCGAGUCCAGAAAACCAUCGUCUAUCCAGCGGCCGGCAUGGUUACUAUGGCUCUCGAAGCCGCGAGUCAACUAUCUCAAGACAUGGAAGAUGUUCUAGGCUUUCAUCUUACCGGCCUGCGAAUAGAAAGAGCAAUGAUAAUUCCGUCAUCGGCCUAUGGUCUUGAGUACUCACUCAAUUUGAAGCAGCUUCCCACCAAGACGGGCGCCGAUCCAGAAUGGGAGUUUGCGAUUUACUCAAAACCGGAGGAUGGCCCUUGGAUUCGACACGCCGACGGCAACAUCGGGGUUAGACGACAGACUGGAGCUUUGCCCUUUGCCACCAGCGGACACGCACAGAGGUAUACGGAGAUUCGACUUCUUUGCGACAAGUCACUCCCGCCUCGACAGCUCUACGAGGUUUUGGACGUUGUUGGCCUCAACUACGGCCCAUGCUUCCAGAACGUGGUCGCCAUUUCGACUUACCAGAAUUCCUGCGUCAGCAAAGUCCGCGUCCCUGAUACCAAGUCCAAGAUGCCUGCCAACUUUGAGCACCCUCAUGUCAUUCAUCCCGCGACCCUCGACGCCAUGUUCCAAACUCUCUUCGCCAUCGACAGCAAGCCCAUGGUCCCGUCAUCGAUUGAGAGUAUCUUCGUCUCCGCAACGAUUCCUCACGGCGCUGGCUACGAUUUCACAGGGUUUGCCACGGCCGAGAGACAUGGCCUCCGCGAUGCAACCGGCUCCGUCGUCAUGGUGUCGGACGAGGACAACUGGGAUGCACCAUGUGUUGUGGUCGAUGGCCUGCACUUCACUGCCCUCUCGAACCCUUCGGUGGAAGACGGUGGUUUCAUCCCGAAUCAUCGAAAUCUAUGCUCCGAGAUCGUUUGGAGGGAAGACUACACUACGGCUGCGGCUGAGGACUUCUCCGAUGUACUCUCGCUGAUGGCCCAUAAGUGCCCGUCAUUAUCUGUUCUGCAGUGCGGCGGCAACAUGCAGCUUGCCCAUAAAGUCCUGGACAUCCUUUCCGAAGGCGUCACCAUGCGGCUGUCUCGUUACACAGUAACCGACAUGAACACCUUCUCUGCCAUUGAAAAAGCAUACGAGAAGUCUCCGAUACAUAGAUUACUGGAAUUUCGAAGCAGUGCUAAUGUAAGGGAGCACCAUGCUCGAUACAACCUCAUCAUCAGGGCCAGAGAUUCAGACUUUGGCUUCAACGAGGCGAGCCGCCUUGUUCUACCUGAAGGUGUUCUUCUCAACGAGGUCUCGCCACCCAUGACGCCAACCAGCACCGACUCAAUGGUCGAGACCCAGCUAGCAUUGGAAGAUCCCAGCUAUCUACGUUGGUCCUACAACGCAGAGCCUGACAACGUCAUCCACUGCGACGUGUUGGAUCAGCACUUUGAGGCCAGUCUCUUUGUUGACAAGCCCGAUUGUGCCAAAUCGCCCGAAGUUCUCAUCAUUCUGCCUAACGCAUCCGAUCCCUUGGUGGGAGGAUUGGCGAAGUCUCUGAGUGAUGUUCUUCUGGAAAGGGGCUUCAGAGUUAGUAUCGGUACCCAGCACGGAUCCGACCCCAAGGGCAAGACUUGCAUCGCCCUUCUCGAAGUUUCCGGCAGCUUCGUCUAUGAAUGGUCAGAGGAAAUGUUUUGUUACUUCCACAGUCUGCAAGACGCGGCCCAUAGCCUUUUGUGGGUGACCCGAGGCGCGAACCGACGUCCUACAAACCCUCGAAACGCUCCGAUCAUCGCGCUCGCUCGAACAAUUCUCUCCGAAGAUCCUCAGAAGACCAUCAUCACUCUCGAUUUGAAUGAGAGCACUUCUCUAGCUUCAUGCACCCUGCCGAAGACCGUGGAAUGGGUGCUGGAUUCAAUGCUGAACGGAUCUGGCGAGGCAGAGUUCGCUGAAGAGGGAGGGCAACUCUACAUUCCGCGACUGAUGCCACUGAAAGAUCUGAACAAGAUGAUCGAGAAUGAUUCGCACGCUGAGAUUGUCCGGCAAGCCAUUUUCGACCACCUCAAACCCAUGGCCGGUUACCAAAUGGUCAUCUCCAAGCCGGGCAUUGCCGAUGAUAGCUUCCACUUCGUCGAAAGUUCGAACACGUCUGGGAUUGGCCCCUACGAGGUUGAGAUUCAGACACUCAAUGCUGCCCUACACCUCAAUGACCUACACACUGCAAUGGGAAGGACUUCAGAUAACAAGCUGGGUCUCGAUGUGCUGGGAAUCGUCAACAAAAUCGGCUCCAAGGUGAAAGACAUCCGCUGUGGCGAGCAGGUUCUGGCCAUCGUCCCCGGCGCUUUCAAGGCGGUCCACCGUGUCGACCAGGGCUUCGUCAAGCCUGCGCCGCCCCCCUACGAGUGCUGUCAGUACACGCCCAGCGACCUGAUCGCGGCGUGCUACGCAUUGUGCAGUGUCGGCCGUCUCACGCGGAAGAAGAGGGUGUUCAUCCAUGCCGGCGCGAGCUCGUACGGUCAAGCUGCCAUUCGGGUGGCUACACUCAUCGGCGCCGAAGUCUUUGCGACGGUUCUGGGCGAGGGCUCGGAAGCUCAGCGCGCGACUCUGAUUGAUGCCCACCGUCUUCCCAAGGACCACAUUCUGGACGCCAACGGGGACUCAUUCGUUGCCGAUAUCCUGAGAGUUGGAAAGGUCAACGUCCUUUACAACCCCACCCAAGAACACACUGCCGUCAGUUUUAAGUGUGUCAAGCCAUCCGGAUGUGUCGUCCAGCUCGCCCACAAUGCCGGUCCAGCCGUAAGCGUGCCCGUCACAGCCACAACAUACGUCAAGCUCGACCUUGGUCUCCUCUUGGAGGAGGACCCAGAACUAGUCAAGAGCCUGUUCAGUAUCGUGGACCACUUCGUCUGUGACUAUCUGCGCAAAAGCGCCAGCCUGCAGUGCCAGCCGGUCCACCGAUUCCCCAUGUCCAAUUUCAAGGACGCCUUCACACAGAUCGAGAGAGAGCCAUACCACGGCCUUACAAUGAUGGAGGCGAACCAGGAUACGCUCGUACGUGUGGCCCGGGAGGUGCAAAGCCGGUCUCUCGCCGAGGUCAUUGACCCUGACGGAACCUACGUCCUUGCCGGUGGCCUCGGAGGCCUUGGAAGGAGCAUAGCGAAGCUACUUGCCAACAACGGCGCCAAAAAACUGGUGUUUCUAUCAAGAUCGGGCGGUGGUGCCGAUGCCCAAGCCUUCGUCAACAGUCUCGACGGGGUUGAUGCCAAGGCAAUCGCGGUAGACAUUACCGACCGGAAGGCUCUCGAGGCCCUCCUUCCGGCGCUGGGCAAGAUCUCCGGAGUCGUUCAAUGCGCUGCUGUCAUCAGGGAUGCUCUGUUCGAGAAGAUGUCUCACGCCGACUGGACUGCAGCCUUCCGUCCAAAAGCAGUUGGCGCCAUCAACCUCGUGGAUGUCCUUGGCCCUGGUCUGUCCGCCCCCGGCAAGGCCGACCGCUCCGAUCUGUGCGGCCCAUGGUUCCUCUUUCUAUCGAGUGCCUCGGGAGUCAUCGGCAAUCGCGGACAGGCCAACUACGCGGCUGCCAAUGCCGUACAGGAUGCUCUGGCCCAGUCACUCCCACGUGCCGUCUCUCUCGACCUCGGCCCGGUCCUCGAGGCAGGCAUGCUGGUCGAGGACGAGGAAACUCUGGCCAAGCUUCGGGGUGCAGGAUUCUACGGAAUUCGCCACCGGGACUUCCUCACGAUGGUCGAGAGGGCCAUCACAGGGGAGGUUGUCAAGGGCGUUGCCACGCCGGCACAGAUCGUCUCGGGCGUCGGCACUGGCGGCUUAAUCCGGCAAAACAACCCCGGCGAUCCCUUCUGGUCCCGGUCGGCGAUGUAUUCCUACAUGAAUACCGUCGACAUGCCUGUCACAGCGCCUGAAGAGGAGUAUUCCGGCAACGGCGGCCUCCCGAGCGAGGUGGACGUCAAGAGGAUGCUCGCCGCGUGCUCCGACACGGAGGCAGCCGCGGACAUCAUCUGCACGGGCCUGGUGCAGCUGAUGGCCAAGGCAAUGACCCUCCUGCCGGAGGAGGUUGAUCCGGAGCGGGCGCCGAGCGCGUACGGCGUCGAUUCCCUUGUAGCUGUUGGCGUUCGGAACUAG
Messenger RNA from Colletotrichum destructivum, 6870 nucleotides. RefSeq names its product Putative Acyl transferase domain superfamily, GroES-like superfamily, beta-ketoacyl synthase. Gene Ontology annotation, biological process: secondary metabolite biosynthetic process; fatty acid biosynthetic process. NCBI's taxonomy places the organism in Eukaryota, Fungi, Ascomycota, Sordariomycetes, Glomerellales, Glomerellaceae. Bases 1 to 6870 code for a protein of 2289 amino acids. The record is from RefSeq and is a predicted model, not a curated record. The transcript is spliced from 10 exons. Gene Ontology annotation, molecular function: oxidoreductase activity; fatty acid synthase activity.